CUUGGAAACCUUUCUUCGACGUCUGCUAUAUGCGGUAGGUGGCAUAGCGAUCAAGGCGAAACUAGCGAAGAGAUUCCGCCCCGUGACUAUACUUAUGAAAGACGCCCCCUGAACCUGCUCAACUGCGCUUUGCUCGGAUGGAGCCGUGCAUGUUCGGGAUGCUUUGCUCGUCUUCGUCCCACGGCAUGCAGCGGCCAGGGUCCUCGGCUGCGCCUGUCUCACCGCUGCCAGCCUCUACAAAUGGCCAGGAGACGGAAGCAGAGAGUUGCUCCUUUUGCCUCGAAGCCAUUUCGUGGAGCCAAAGACAGCCGGCCGACUAUCGGGACAUUGUCGAGAAAGCGAUACACGACCCGGCUGUUGUAAAGGCCGUUCAGUGGGUGGCACUCGCGGAAGCCUUCUGCGAAAGCGUCAUACGAGGCGGUGAGAACGCAGGAACGGUGGCCUGCCUCUGCGUCUUCUUUAUCGGAAGGGCCAAGACCACGGCUUUCUCGUGGACUCUCAUCAACACCGUCCGUAAGUGGUUCCAUCGGCGCGAGGAGCUGCUGGAAGCGCCCGAAGGGUGCCCGCGUCGUUGGACGGCCUACGUUGUCCUGGUGACGGAGCUGUUUCUGGGACUGAGGCGCAUCAAGGCAACCAGUGACAGCGUGUACUUGGCGGCGCUCGUGUGCGAGUGCUCCCUCGUCAUUCUGUGGCCAACGGUCGGCGGCAACGCUGAGAUGGAGUGCCUGUGGUGGACGUUGACCGUCGCCGGCCAAGCCGUGAAGAACGCCACGCCACGGCUUAUGGAGAUGCUGAUUGGCCGCAUGCGCGACGCCUUCUUGCAGUCGGUGGUGUCGCCACGGGCGCGUAGCACGCUGCUCGAACUCAUCGAGCUCCACGCUUCAGGGUGGAAGUCGAGCUCGGCGCAGAUGAAGUACUAUUACCCGCAUGUACACUCAUAAAUAGAAAAGGUCUCUGCAUGUAACAACACUAACUAAAUACUAAUAGGUUACAUGUCACAAAAAGUACAACCUUCUUAGUAACUGUCUUUACUACCUUUACUUAUUAAUAUUGCCCUAAAGAGCUUUACGGAUAUUAGCGUUGGGCACGCAGGAUUGAAGAGCUUUAGAAUAGGGCUUUCCGUUUGCGGAUAGCGUCUUUCGCUUGCACCACCACUAUACGGCGUCAAAGAAAAGCUAUUAUAAAUAAAUAAAACGCAAUUCUGUUACGAGAAUAAUUUUUGCAUUCGUGUUUCCGCGUUUAAUUACAAUUUAGAGGUUAUUCUAUUAGCGCCAAUUAAUUAGUUGCACUUACUUUUGGGUAGCCAUCCUUACGUGCCUUCACCACCAAGGUUAAGCUGCAUUAGGCCUACGAGUCCUGAAAUCGACAAACGAAUUCGGAAUCAGCGGCGUCCAAUGAAUCAAUAUUCAUAACAGACGCUAGUUGAGAGAUAGCGAUAACCGCAAUAACUUCUCCUAGCUUGCGAACUUCACGCGUUACCACGAAUUGAACCCAGUUUGGUGCUAGGUUAACAGCGAUAACGCGGAAAAGCACAACAUAACCGCGUAUUCAAUACUAUAGAGCUGUAGCAGGUGGCGCUCGUAGUCUAGCAUGAAAGCCCGUAGACCUCAAGAGCCUGAGUAGUGCGAAUAAAAUCUUCUGCGCUGAG
Messenger RNA from Dermacentor albipictus, 1648 nucleotides. RefSeq names its product MIF4G domain-containing protein-like. Gene Ontology annotation, biological process: regulation of translational initiation. Gene Ontology annotation, cellular component: cytosol. Gene Ontology annotation, molecular function: translation activator activity. The record is from RefSeq and is a predicted model, not a curated record. Lineage: Eukaryota; Metazoa; Arthropoda; Arachnida; Ixodida; Ixodidae.